Aspergillus ochraceoroseus IBT 24754 is the source of this 1837-nucleotide messenger RNA. RefSeq lists its product as uncharacterized. Lineage: Eukaryota; Fungi; Ascomycota; Eurotiomycetes; Eurotiales; Aspergillaceae. The transcript has 3 exons. Bases 1 to 1647 code for a protein of 548 amino acids. The record is from RefSeq and is a predicted model, not a curated record.
AUGCUAUUCAAUACGAACUGGCUUCGGGCCUUGGGCAUUAGCCUGCUAGGUGCCAAUAUUGUCCGCUCUGCGGAGCUGAGCAAGGACACAAAGGCGCUCUUCGACCAGUCCAUGGCGAUCCAAGAUGACCUCUAUGACCCAGCGGCUUCAUAUUUGCGCUACUUUUAUUAUCCCCUUGCCGCAGGGCCUCACGAGACCCGGUCCACAGUUUGGUAUUCCGUUGGACUUCUCCAGCGCAAUCAUGGAAAUGAUGUUCAUGAAGCGGUCAAAAUCCUCAAGAGUGUAAUCGGUGGGCAAGAGAAGGACACGUCUGUCCAGUGGUAUGGUGACUACACAGUCUACCCUGAGCAGCCUACUGUCGGAAGUGAGGCUUAUCCCCCCGUGAUCUAUAACUCUUGGGAUCCCAACUGGAGAGGCUUUAUCGGUACUGCGUUAAUCAUCAUCUACGAGGAAUUCGGGAAGCUAUUGCCUACAGAUGUGCAGGAACUAAUCUUGGACAGCCUGUACAACAAUACCAAGGGCGAUAGCUACCGGGUUGGUGGCGUUGAUGAGGACAACCUGUACCCAGCCUACUCCAACGCUUGGUUGAUGAGGACUGUAGUCGGCUCAUGGACCGGCCGGAAAUUGAACGAGGCCAAUAUGACCGCCGCAGCCGACAACGAAGCUCGUGAAUUUCUCGAGCUCUUUGAUCGUAACCACACUCUAUCCGAGUUCAAUGGACCCACCUAUGCUGGUGUCUCUAUCUACGCCCUCACGAUUGCGGCGAAGUACCUCGGAACCACCACCUCUGUUAUUGGCCAGAACGCUGCACGCGCGGUCCAGCAGAUCUGGGAGUACGAGUCACUACUAUGGAAUCCCAAUAUGAGGAACUUUGCAGGCCCCUGGGACCGCUCCUAUGGAUACGACAUGAACCAAUAUGUCGCAAUUAUGUCCAUCUGGAUCUGGACCUUGGUAGGAAAAGAGAAUGUGUGGAAGCACAGCUAUCCAAUCUGGACCAUGGCCCAUGCCGAUGACUUUGAGAUUGCGCCGGUUAUUGCCGUUCUUUCCAAAUUCCACAAGACACUUGUCCCAAAAGCAGCCAUCUCAAGGCUGACCUCAUUCUCCGGCGAGCGCACAUACAGCGGACACUCCUACGCUCCCCCCGCGGACUAUGAGCCGCGAAACAUCACCACCUGGCUUUCGGCGAAUCUGACCAUUGGCACAGAUUCGUUUAACCAAAGCGUCGUGGGUGGUUACUCCAAGGACUCAACCUCCUUUAGCCCUUCAGUCGUCCAGUGGACACGCUCUGACGAGUCGAUCGGCUACUUUAACUUAUACUCCAAGCAGCCAGCUUUAAAGGCUGAGGUAGCUCCAUACUCGCUAAAUCUGACCUAUCCAUUAGGCGACGCCUCGAGCACUUUCACCUUUGUGCUCGCUUCGAACCCGCUUGGAGCAAAGCGUGAUAUCACUGGGUUAGAUGACGUGGACGGUUUGGAUAUCAAGGUCACCGGUGGCACUGUCAAUCCAGUCCCCGAAAUUUCAUUCUGUGGCUUGACUGGUGGAAGCUGCAGCAUCAUCCACAAUUUUGAAUUCUGGAAUCUUACCUUUUCCAUGCCGGCGAAUAGCUCGCAUAUUCCGAGUAUCCAAUUCGAAUUUCAGCUUGAAUAAGCGAUGUAGCGGGCGUAUAUCUGGCAUCGCACGGUCUACGUGCGAUAACAUUUAUGUCCCUUGCUACCAUGUACAGAAGGACUAUAAUGGUCUACUCUAUUAGAAAUUUCCAAUAAUAUCCUUUAUGUCCAAAUAAACCAGCAGCGGAUGUGUAAAAUUAUUGUCACUUCUACAUUAGGUAGUUUACUCA